Messenger RNA from Saccostrea cuccullata (small rock oyster), 1014 nucleotides. RefSeq lists its product as uncharacterized. The record is from RefSeq and is a predicted model, not a curated record. The transcript has a single exon. Bases 1 to 1014 code for a protein of 337 amino acids. Lineage: Eukaryota; Metazoa; Mollusca; Bivalvia; Ostreida; Ostreidae.
AUGUUGAUUGAUACUGGGUCUGCUGUUUCUUUAAUAUCAAAAGAAGUUUUAGAUAAUUUUGAUCUAUGUGAUCAAUUUUUACAAAGGGUGUCAACUGAGUUAAAAACAGCUGAUGGAGAACCGUUACAGGUCUAUGGUCAAACUGAAAUUACAUUUAUUUUGGGUGGUAGAGAAUUCAGUAUACCUGUAAUAGUGGCAGAGCUAGGUGACCUUUCAGGAAUUUUAGGUUUAGACUUUUUGUCAGAAAAUGAGGUUAUAUUUGACCUUAAAAAGGGUGUAUUGAAUUUUCCUGAAUUUAAAGUCCAGUUAGAGAGUGAGGAUAAUUUAUCCUGUGCACGAGUAUCUCUCGAUGACGAUACAGUCAUAUCAGGUUCUACAGAGACUUUUGUAAAGUGUAAUUUAGGAAACUCACGUUUUAGAUGUUUAGAGGGUAUAGUGGAACCUCAUUUUGAUAAGGGUCUAGAUCAGAAUAUCUUGAUUCCUAAGUCACUGGUAAAUGUCAAAGAGGGAAACAUUCUAUUUUCAGUUCUAAAUCCUAACCCAGAACCCGUGCAAAUAAAGAAAAACACGCAAGUUGCGACAAUCCAAAGCAUUAUGAAUGCUACUGAUUUGGUUAAUAAGAACAAAAAUUUUACGCAUACUGACGUUGACGUUACAGAAACUAAAUGCUUGCCAGAUCAUCUAAAAAUAAUGAUGGAAAACGUUUCGUGUAACAUUACAGAAACCGAGAAAAGUGAGUUGUCUUCGGUUUUGAGCCGAUAUGAAGACAUAUUUGUGGGUUUAGAUGGUAAACUAGGGCGUACAAACAAGGUUGAACACACUAUAAAUACGGGAGAAAGUAAACCUAUAAAAUUACCCCCCAGACGAUUACCACUAGCCCAAAAAGAAAUCGCAGAAAAGGAAAUUAAAAAUAUGUUAGACCAAGAUAUAAUCGAGACUAGCAGUUCUCCAUGGGCCUCUCCAAUUGUUUUAGUUCAAAAGAAAGAUGGUAGCACGCGUUUCUGCGUCGACUAA